Molecule: messenger RNA, 1002 nt
Organism: Mesoplodon densirostris (Blainville's beaked whale)
Lineage: Eukaryota; Metazoa; Chordata; Mammalia; Artiodactyla; Ziphiidae
Gene: GSG1L
Product: GSG1 like
Exons: 7
Coding region: 1-1002 (333 amino acids)
Cellular component (GO): plasma membrane
Source: RefSeq, a predicted model, not a curated record
AUGAAGACGAAUCGCCGCGGCCGAGCGCUCCUGGCCGUGGCCCUGAACCUGCUGGCGCUGCUCUUCGCUACCACCGCCUUCCUCACCACUCACUGGUGCCAGGGCACGCAGCGGGUGCCCAAACCGGUCUGCGGCCAGGGCGGGAGCGCCAACUGCCCCAACUCGGGCGCCAACGCCACUGCCAACGGCACCGCCGCCCCCGCCGCCGCCGCCGCUGCCGCCGCCGCCGCCGCGGGGAACGGCCCCCCUGGCGUCGCGCUCUACAGCUGGGAGACGGGCGACGACCGCUUCCUCUUCAGGAAUUUCCACACCGGCAUCUGGUACUCGUGCGAGGAGGAGCUCGGCGGGCUUGGUGAAAAAUGCCGCAGCUUCAUUGACCUGGCCCCAGCAUCAGAGAAAGGGGUCCUGUGGCUGUCGGUCGUCUCCGAGGUGCUCUACAUCCUCCUGCUGGUGGUUGGUUUCAGCCUCAUGUGUCUCGAGCUCUUCCACUCCAGCAAUGUCAUCGACGGGCUCAAGCUCAAUGCCUUUGCGGCCGUCUUCACGGUGCUCUCAGGCCUCCUGGGAAUGGUAGCCCACAUGAUGUACACGCAGGUGUUCCAGGUCACCGUGAGCCUCGGCCCUGAAGACUGGAGGCCCCAUUCCUGGGACUACGGGUGGUCCUUCUGCCUGGCGUGGGGCUCCUUUACCUGCUGCAUGGCAGCCUCUGUCACCACGCUCAACUCCUACACCAAGACGGUCAUUGAGUUCCGGCACAAGCGCAAGGUCUUUGAGCAGGGCUACCGGGAGGAGCCGACCUUCAUAGACCCUGAGGCCAUCAAGUACUUCCGGGAGAGGAUGGAGAAGGGGGAUGGGCACGAGGAGGAGGACCUUCAUUUGGAUUGCCGCCACGAGAGAUACCCUGCCCGAUACCAGCCACACAUGGGAGAUUCCUGGCCCCGGAGCUCUGCACAGGAGGUGCCGGAGCUGAACCGCCAGUGCUGGGUCCUGGGGCACUGGGUGUGA